AUGGAGGCGCACCCUGACCUGCUCGACAAGUUCGUUAAGUAUGCGGCUGGUAAGGAACGAUGCGGGGUUGCCGUUGGAUGGGCGAACGUCAACCACCACAUGCCGAAGACAGUGCUGUGCGACGUGGCGGGACCGCCUUAUACGCAGGAAAAGGGAUGUUGGACGCUUCCCUCAACAAGAAGCUACGAGUCGCUCUCGGUGGCCUUCUACGAGAUGUUCACCGAACCCGAUGGCAAGCAGAUCAGGGUCUUUUACAGUACCGACCUAUUCCUGGUGCUUCUGGUGGGCCACGCGUGUCUGGGCGGCCUCUUGGUGCUCGUAGCCGCCGCUGCCGCCCGUCUCUACCAAAUGAACAGACCGGCCGCUCCUCAUCGCCAAUCCGUCGCGCGCCGAGACUCCUCCACCUCCAACGUAUCGGCCAGUCGCUCCCGGAGCUCGGCGAGCAACUCGGAGGAGCGGAAACGCCCGGUCGCGCGCAGCCUGAAGCGCCCGCGUCAGCAC
Molecule: messenger RNA, 501 nt
Organism: Mesorhabditis spiculigera
Lineage: Eukaryota; Metazoa; Nematoda; Chromadorea; Rhabditida; Rhabditidae
Source: the annotation of a GenBank genome assembly